AUGCUGCCGGAUCCUAUGCCCGUGCUGCACGAAAGCCCGCGCUUUCUGCUCUGCAAAUAUAAAGAGAACGUCGUCGUCAAGCCACUGCACGCGGAGGAGGCGGAAUACGAGAUCCUCACCACGCUCCUCGCCGGACCUGAUUGCGCUGUGCAACAAAUUGGGCGAAUCAUUCCUUUUGAUGACAACUCGACCAAGGAGGAGAAGAGACCAAUCGUACAAAGUAUCCGCAAAGUCGUCAAGAAGCUCCACUCGACGGGAACCAUUCAUGGUUCCAUUCAGCCCUCGCACCUCCUGCUUUGUUCCGACGGACAAGUGCGACCGUGUGGCUUUUCGAUCGCGACCAGCCAGUCUAUGCGGCACGCAGAUGUCGAAAAACUUGCAGGCCCUACUCGCUAUUCUUCGCCUCCUCACCACGGGCUCUAUAUUCUGAAGCCAGCUACGAAGCACGAUGAUCUCUACGCGACCGGCAUCACGAUAUGGGAAUUCUGGACUGGCCGGAUAAGCGUUCGCUGA
Messenger RNA from Sparassis crispa, 513 nucleotides. RefSeq lists its product as hypothetical. The transcript has a single exon. NCBI's taxonomy places the organism in Eukaryota, Fungi, Basidiomycota, Agaricomycetes, Polyporales, Sparassidaceae. The record is from RefSeq and is a predicted model, not a curated record. Gene Ontology annotation, biological process: protein phosphorylation. Gene Ontology annotation, molecular function: ATP binding; protein kinase activity. Bases 1 to 513 code for a protein of 170 amino acids.